AUGGAUUUUGCACACUUUUGCGGAUGGGCAUAUGCGAUAUUCUGGGGAAUAUCCUUUUAUCCGACGCUCUACUUGAAUUACACUUUGAAAACAUCGGAUUCCAUCUCUUUGGACUACAUAGUGCUAAACAUAUUAGGUUAUUUCUGUUAUUGUAUUUCAAUGUAUCUCCAACUAUACAAUGCUGAUGUAAGGACACAGUAUCAAGGAUACUUUGAGGGGAAAUUGCCGCUGUUAUCCAAUGCAGAUCUCUUUUAUUCAUUUCAUGGGAUGGCAUUAUUGCUUGUGCUAGCUUCACAAAUUUUUUGCGGCAACACUAUUUGGAAAUUUAAAAAUGAACGAAAGAGUUUCAAAAUACAUACCUUAAGUAAAAUGGUAUUGAUGUUGUUUCUAGUCUUUGCAAUUUUCAGUUGGAAACUUGGUGAUCCCGUGUUUGCCUUACUUAACUUUGCAAUGAAUUUGGCCUACUUCAAGAUCAUCAUCAGUUUGAUCAAAUACAUCCCACAGGUAUUGCACAAUUACAGAAGAAAGUCCAUGUUUGGGAUAUCCCGGCUCCAGAUCAUCUUCGAUAUCACGGGCUCAUUUUUCUCGUUUGCUGAAUUUUACUUGAAGAGUGAUAUACCCAUCGUCGAGGCAAUAGAUGCAAAUAGAGGCAAGGUAGGGAUCACGUGUGUGACAUCAUUAUUUGCUACAAUAUUUCUUUACCAGAUGUAUAUCUAUGGGACUUCAAGGUCAGAGCAGAGAUUAAAAGAAAAACAUUAUGAUUUAGCUUAA
Molecule: messenger RNA, 771 nt
Organism: Pichia membranifaciens NRRL Y-2026
Lineage: Eukaryota; Fungi; Ascomycota; Pichiomycetes; Pichiales; Pichiaceae
Exons: 1
Coding region: 1-771 (256 amino acids)
Biological process (GO): L-cystine transport
Cellular component (GO): vacuolar membrane; fungal-type vacuole
Molecular function (GO): L-cystine transmembrane transporter activity
Source: RefSeq, a predicted model, not a curated record